Thlaspi arvense is the source of this 555-nucleotide messenger RNA. The record is from the annotation of a GenBank genome assembly. Lineage: Eukaryota; Viridiplantae; Streptophyta; Magnoliopsida; Brassicales; Brassicaceae.
AUGGAUCAAUCGCAGAACGCAAGCGCAGGGAUUGGCGGGAGCAAUGGCACGACGAGACAGCAAAGCAAUGAUGGGAGCGUCGACGAGUCGAAGGAGAAGCUGAACCAAGUCAUAAACUCGAUUCAGAAGACUUUGGGACUCCUUCAUCAGCUGAACCUCACCGUCUCUUCUUUCACACCUGCGUCUCAGCUGCAUCUCCUCCAGCGCCUAAAUGCUCUUGUGGUGGAGCUGGAUAGCAUGGCUAAGUUGUCCGAGAAAUGCAACAUUCAAGUCCCCAUGGAGGUUCUUAACUUGAUUGAUGAUGGGAAGAACCCAGACGAGUUUACAAGGGAUGUUCUCAAUGGCUGCAUUGCCAGAAACCAAGUUACAAAGGGCAAGACUGAUGCUUUUAAGGGUAUGAGAAAACAUAUGAUGGAGGAGCUUGAACAGACUUUUCCUGAUGAAGUCGAUUCGUAUAGAGAGAUGCGUGCUACUUCUGCCGCUGAAACAAAACGGAUGGCCCAGUCGCAAAGUGUGUUACCAAAUGGGGAUGCAAAGGUCAAGAGUGAGCUAUAA